Neoarius graeffei (lesser salmon catfish) is the source of this 2359-nucleotide messenger RNA. RefSeq names its product carotenoid-cleaving dioxygenase, mitochondrial-like. The coding region runs from base 175 to 1881 and encodes 568 amino acids. Gene Ontology annotation, molecular function: carotenoid dioxygenase activity; beta-carotene 15,15'-dioxygenase activity. The record is from RefSeq and is a predicted model, not a curated record. Gene Ontology annotation, cellular component: mitochondrion. The transcript has 13 exons. Gene Ontology annotation, biological process: retinal metabolic process; carotene catabolic process. NCBI's taxonomy places the organism in Eukaryota, Metazoa, Chordata, Actinopteri, Siluriformes, Ariidae.
AGGGCUGAGACAUGGUUAUUUUUAUUACCAGGAAGUGGCCCAGUUACAAGCAUGUUUACAUAAGUCGACCAAAGAUUGCACUCCUGCUCCAGAGCAAAGCAAAGGCAUUUGAUCUUCAGCUGCUGUUUUCUUUUUUUAUGCUUUCACUUUUGGUUAAAAUAGUUACAGAUAGCCAUGAUAGCCCAACACAUCCACUUCCGCUUUUUUCGCUCUGUCAUCAGCAGCUCAUCACCUUUCACCAUAUCUCAUAGAAAGCCUCAUCCAUCAGCAGUUUUGAAUACUUCCUGGGAGCGUCAUGGUCUUCAAGACAUUGCCCCACUGGUGCAGAGUGUGGAGGAGACUCCAGAACCUAUCCCAACCACUGUCAAAGGCACAAUCCCGACAUGGAUCCAUGGAAAUCUUCUUCGCAAUGGCCCUGGAAAGUUUGAGUUUGGAAAUCAACACUUUAAUCACUGGUUUGAUGGAAUGGCUUUGAUGCACCGCUUUCAGAUUGCUGAUGGUCAGGUGACCUACAGGAGUCGCUUCCUGCGUAGUGACUCCUACAAGCAGAACAGUGAGAUGAACCGAAUUGUGGUGUCCGAGUUUGGUACUCUUGCUUUCCCUGACCCAUGCAAGAAUAUCUUCCAGCGCUUCCUAUCCCGUUUUGAGACGAUGAAGCCCACAGACAACGCUAAUGUGAGUUUCGUUAAGUACAAAGGUGAAUACUAUGUCAGCACAGAGACGAACUUUAUGUACAAAAUUGAUCCAGAUACUCUAAAAACAAAAGAGAAGGUGGACUGGAGCAAGUUCAUUGCUGUUAAUGGUGCAACCGCCCACCCCCACAUUGACCCAGAUGGUACAGUCUACAACAUGGGCAACUCCUAUAGCAGCAAAGGUAUGUCCUACAACAUUAUUAGAGUACCCCCAAAGAAUGAAGACUUUGAUGAUACACUGCAGGAGGCAAAGGUGCUGUGUUCCAUUUCUCCUGCUGAUAAAAAUAAGCCUUCCUAUUACCACAGCUUUGCCAUGACUGAGAACUAUGUUGUGUUCAUCGAACAGCCCAUAAAAAUGGACCUGCUAAAGAUAGUGACAUCUAGAAUGAGAGGGAAAGGCAUAAGUGACUGUAUCUACUGGGACCCAAAACAAGAGACUGUCUUCCAUGUUGUAAACAAACAUACUGGAAAGGUGAAUCCAGUGAAGUACCACACCAAGGCUCUAUCCACUUUCCACCAGAUCAAUGCAUUUGAGGAGGAUGGCUUCCUCAUAGUAGAUAUGUGCUGCUCAGAUGACGACCAGGCCUUUAAUAUCUACUGUCUUCAGAACUUGCGCAAGUCUGGAGAAGCACUGGAUGAUGUAUACAACAGCAUAGACAGGUAUUUUCCUUGCCGCUUUGUUCUGCCUUUGUGCAUUAACAAUGAAACACCACUGAAGCAGAACCUCAACACACGGCUCAACAGCUCUGCUUCUGCAGUCUGCCUUAGUAAAGAUAAGGUGUUCUGCAUGUCUGAAGAUCUCCAUGACAACGAACUGCUGGAUUAUGGGGGAUUGGAGUUCCCUCACAUUCACUAUGACCGAUGCAACACCAAACCUUAUCGCUACUUCUAUGGCUGUGGCUUUGGCCACCUGGUGGCAGACUCGCUGAUCAAAAUAGACCUGGAGAGUAAAAAGCUCAAGGCAUGGUGUCAGCCAGGCCUCUAUCCAUCUGAGCCUGUGUUUGUCCCCUCACCUAAUGCACAUGAAGAGGAUGAUGGAGUCAUCCUCUCUGUUGUCCUCACGCCCACUGAGGAUAAAGGUACUUUCCUGCUGGUUCUGGAUGCUAAGACAUUUGAGGAAGUAGGAAGAGCUAAAGUGCCCAUUAACAUUCCCUCAGGCUUCCAUGGAACCUUCAACUCUUUGGCAUAGAAUGGAUUUCAUCUAGUAACAUAAGAGGCUUCAACUCCUGCCAUGUUUGUAACUUUGCUAAAAAAGAUUUACAACUGGCCAACACAAAUCAGCUUCUGCCACUGUUUCACAAGGUGUUCCCCAGGUGUCAGUACUUGGCCCUCUCCUUUUCAUUAUUCAUCUGCUUCCAGUGUCUUAGUUUUCACCACUUUGCUGAUAAUCUUUGAUGUACAUAUCCAUGCACUCUACUUUCCUCUUCUCAGAACAUUUAUAAUUAGCUUUUUAUGUGUUUUAUUGUUUUACUUUGUAAUUAUUUUUUUAGUGCUGUACAAAUUGUCAUUUGUAAUGCAACUUGGCUUAGGUGCUAUGUAAAUCAAACUUAUCAGUUAGUAUGACCAACACUGUGAAACAUGUUGCCUUGAUUGUGGCUUUGGAAUACAGUAAAGGAACAGUACCUGUAGCCACUGUACCUAAAUUUGUACUUUAGAAACUGGUGUUC